AUGUCAUCUCUUCUCAACGCACGCGACUUCGUCGCUCCGCCAUUCUUCCAGGAAUGGUCCGCCUUUGUCGAGGCUGAAACUCGCCCUGACUACUGGGAAUGGUUCGUGGCCGAUAACACCUACAGCACCCACAUAUCACACAUCCCCUGCGACUUAUGCGUCGAAAAGCACGUCACCUGCAAAUUGUAUCCUUUCCUCAAAGUCGUUCUGGAGUUCUGGAGUUCUGGAGUUCUGGAUCGAAGUUCUGGUUCUGGAAUCAAGUUCAAGAGGCCUGUCGCUAUCGCAGACAGAGAGGAUCGAGCUGAGAGCGAUAGAAGUUCUGAGGGAAAGGUUCUCGAUAACAGGCUGAGGAAUAUCUACUACAGAGAGACAGUAUUUAUAGUAGAACUGGCGAGCUACCAAGAGGUUCAGAAGAGAGUGAAAGAAGGUGUGAAAGCGGCAAGUAAGGAGUGUCGAUGA
Coprinopsis cinerea okayama7#130 is the source of this 459-nucleotide messenger RNA. RefSeq lists its product as hypothetical. The transcript has 2 exons. The record is from RefSeq and is a predicted model, not a curated record. NCBI's taxonomy places the organism in Eukaryota, Fungi, Basidiomycota, Agaricomycetes, Agaricales, Psathyrellaceae. The coding region runs from base 1 to 459 and encodes 152 amino acids.